CACGAGGCGGGCCGCGCCCCUCCGCCUGGAGAAAAAAGUCCUCCAGAAGUGAGAAUCAAUCAGGGAGAAGUUAGAGGGUCAGAAGGAGAAAAAGAGAGUCAGAGAGAAGGACGGAGAGGAACAUCCGAACCCCCGCGCAGCCAGGAUGGCUCGGUCCAAAACGUUUGCUCGGCCUUUCUAGUCCAGUUCGGAUUAUUUGGACGCUCGGUGAGUUGACGUCCUGCUGUAAACACUGACGUGUGCGCAUUUUUUUUCUUUUUCUUUUUUGAAUUGUUUUGCUGCUGCUGCUUUGGACGGACGGAGUGGGUUUUUGUCCGAACCCCCUUCGGGUGGAUUUGAGAGAAAUGAGUGAGAGGAGGCGAUCAGCCGCAGCUCUGAGCUCUAGAGCCCACGCGUUUUCCGUGGAAGCCCUGAUCGGCUCCAACAAGAAGCGGAAGCUCCGCGGCUGGGAGGAGAAGGAGCUGGAGCUGUCCAUGGAGAGCCUCGCGGCGGACGGAGAGGACCCGGCGCACUGUCUGGAUAUGGACCCGGACUCAGAGGCGAGUCCCGGUUCGGACGGAGAGGGUCUGGCCGAGAGGACGUCGUGCUCCUUCGGCUCCCCGGCAGACCUGACCCCGGGCCCCUGCGACGCCUCUCCUCCGGCCUCCAUGGAGGAGAUCCAGGUGGAGCUGCAGUGCGCGGACCUAUGGAAGCGCUUCCACGACAUCGGGACGGAGAUGAUCAUCACCAAGGCGGGCAGGAGGAUGUUUCCCGCCAUGAGAGUAAAGAUUGCAGGACUGGACCCUCAUCAGCAGUAUUACAUCGCCAUGGACAUCGUACCUGUGGACAACAAGAGAUACAGGUAUGUGUAUCACAGCUCCAAGUGGAUGGUGGCAGGAAAUGCAGACUCCCCGGUGCCCCCUCGGGUUUACAUCCACCCAGACUCUUUGGCUUCAGGAGACACCUGGAUGAGGCAGGUGGUCAGCUUCGAUAAGCUCAAACUUACCAACAAUGAGCUGGACGACCAGGGUCAUAUCAUCCUCCACUCCAUGCACAAGUACCAGCCUCGUGUUCACAUCAUCAGGAAGGACUUCAGCAGCGAGCUCUCCCCCAACAAACCAGUCCCAAGUGGGAACGGGGUGAAGACCUUCAGCUUUCCUGAGACCGUCUUCACCACCGUCACGGCUUACCAGAACCAGCAGAUUACCAGAUUAAAGAUCGAUCGUAACCCUUUUGCCAAAGGUUUCCGGGACUCGGGUCGAAACAGAACCGGCCUGGAGGCCAUCAUGGAGACCUACGCUUUCUGGAGACCUCCGGUGAGAACCCUGACAUUCGAAGAUUUCACCAACAUGCAGAAGCAACAAGGUGGCAGCACUGGGACGUCUCCCACCACAUCCAGUACAGGAACUCCUUCUCCAUCUGGUGCGGCACACCUCCUCUCCCCCUCCUGCUCCCCCCCAGCCUUCCACCUGGCCCCAAACACCUUCAAUGUGGGCUGCAGAGAAAGUCAACUCUGCAACCUGAGCUUGUCGGAGUACCCAGCCUGUGCUCGCAGCAACAUGGCGGCGCUGCAGGGCUACGGCGGCCUGGCUGACGCUUCCUACGGACGCCUCCAGUCUGCAGGAGGCGCUGUGGCCUCAGCUCAGACCUCUGAAUCCUUCUUGCCACAGAGGACUUCCUCACUGAUCGCUGCGGGCAUGCAGAGCGGUGCUCAUGCCUCUUUGACCAGUAGUGGAAGUGGCAGCAGCGCCGCUGGAAAGAUGGAUGCCUACAGCGGCCAGCUGGGCUCUUUCCCCACCUCUCAGCUUCAGUAUGUGAUGCAGGCCGGUGGCAGCUCCAGCUCUGCAUCAUCAUCCUCAGCAGGAUCCACCCCUUCCUCUGCUCACAUGUUCAGUGGCAGCCACCACCACGUCCAGCAAGGUUCUUACAACGCAUUCUCCCUUCACAACCCCUACAACCUGUACGGAUACAACUUCCCCGCCUCCCCUCGCCUGGCUGCCAGCCCUGAGAAGCCUCAGUCAGGGCUGCUGUGCUCCCCCACUCCAGCAGGGGCCUUCCCUGAGCGCCAGUACCUGUCCAAUGGAAGCAUGGACACUAUGCACAUGAUCAGCAAUGCCACCGGUGGCCAGCAGGGCAGCAGCUCCUGUGAUGGACGUCAGUAUGGCUCCUCCUCUCAGAUGUCCAUGCACAUGGUGUAGGAACAGUGACAGAACCUCACUAGGCUCCAUGUUGCUCGAGCCUUUCAGGUGAAAAUGGAAACUCAAACCAAAAAGGCCUGAUGCUGAGCUUGAACCAGUAUUUUACACGUUAAGGUGCCAAGAGAUAGAGAAGGUUGACACUACUAUUUAAGUCUCUGUGUGUUAAUGAAGACAACCCUUUGGUCCGUGGCUCGACACUUAGCUUCUGGUAGCUAAGAAACAACAAACUCAGCUCAAAGGGACGAACUGGUUCUGGUUCUGGUUCUGAAGGACGUGAAACAUUACGGUGCAAUAACAGAGAGCCGCUUUAGGUGACUCUUUCAGAGACUCAAAGGCCAUCUGGUCUUCCUGCCGUCUGUAACCAAAACAACUUCCACUGUGAUCCACAGAUUUCUGCUCCAUCCAGCACUUUUAGGUUUAGAAAUGAGCGAGACUCGGUGUCGUGCUGCGGCGGUCUGAGCUUUGGGCUGGAGGGAAAGAGAGGAAUCAGGAUGUUUUAGCUGCAGAGCCCAGCCGAGGAAACGGGUCCUCCAGCAUGCAUCCUCGUUUGUGUUUUCCUCGUGGACGUAAAGGGCUUCUCUAUAUUUGAGUGAAUUUUGUUUUCAAGUAUAUAUGAGAUGGUGAAUGCAUCAAUAACAUAAGCUUCAAAAGUUGUGUGAAAAGUUUAAACGUAAGCAAUAGCAUAAAAGAGUACAUUGUGUUGUGGUGUGUAUUACAGAUGUGUAUUUAAGUGUUGGGCAAUAUAGCAAUUUUACCACCCAAUGUGUUAUUAAAAAUGAGUGAAAAAAGGAAAUAAAGUCAUUCUUUUUCUUUA
Messenger RNA from Nothobranchius furzeri (turquoise killifish), 2991 nucleotides. It is a transcript of the gene tbx15, whose product is annotated as T-box transcription factor 15. The record is from RefSeq and is a predicted model, not a curated record. Gene Ontology annotation, molecular function: DNA-binding transcription factor activity, RNA polymerase II-specific; RNA polymerase II cis-regulatory region sequence-specific DNA binding. Gene Ontology annotation, biological process: regulation of transcription by RNA polymerase II; cell fate specification; positive regulation of DNA-templated transcription. NCBI's taxonomy places the organism in Eukaryota, Metazoa, Chordata, Actinopteri, Cyprinodontiformes, Nothobranchiidae. Gene Ontology annotation, cellular component: nucleus.